UUUUCCCCACAUGUCCAAAUCCCUCUUCUUCUCUUCUCUUAGUUUCCUCUCUCUUUCUCUCAAAGCAGAACAACAAGUUAUGGACAAUUUCCAAAAACUCAACCUUCUCUCUAUCUCUCUAACCAUAAUCAACCUCUCUCUCACUUUCGCCACCGAAUUACCCUUCCUAGAAGUGAAAUAUCCUAACAACAACAUUUUACUACGGUCGACACCGACCAAGAACCAGUCAUCGGGUCUACCAAGUCGGGUCGGGUCAGAUGAGUGCCGGGUCUGGACCCAAGCAUGUUCGGAAGAGAUUCUCCGGCUGGCUUACGAGCCAGAGAACGUGGCGUGGCUCAAACGCGUGAGGAGGACGAUCCAUGAAAACCCAGAGCUUGCGUUUGAGGAGUACGAGACGAGUAGGCUUGUUCGGACCGAGCUGGAUCGUUUGGGUAUCCAGUAUAGGUAUCCGUUAGCUAAAACGGGUAUUCGGGCUUGGAUUGGAUCCGGUGGCCCGCCUUUUGUUGCUGUUCGGGCUGAUAUGGACGCACUUCCUAUUCAGGAAUUGGUGGAAUGGAAACACAAAAGCAAAGUUGCUGGCAAAAUGCAUGCUUGUGGUCAUGAUGCACAUGUCACUAUGCUUCUUGGUGCUGCCCAUAUUCUUAAGUCUCGUGAACAUCUUCUCAAGGGAACCGUGGUUCUGUUAUUCCAACCGGCAGAAGAAGCUGGAAACGGCGCGAAAAAGAUGAUCGAAGACGGAGCUUUGGAUGAUGUGGAGGCUAUCUUCGCCGUCCAUGUUUCCCACGAUCAUCCAACGGGUGUGAUUGGGUCUAGGAGUGGUCCUCUGCUCGCCGGAUGUGGAAUUUUCCGGGCGGUCAUCAAUCUGGAGGAGAGCGGCGGCUCCGCUGAUCUUAUUCUUGCAGCUUCUUCCGCGGUCAUAAGCCUCCAAGGAAUUGUAUCCCGUGAAGCUAGUCCACUUGAUGCUCAGGUUGUGUCGGUAACUUCAUUUCAAGGCGGUCACAGUCUAGAUGUGGCGCCGGACACGGUGGUUCUCGGAGGCACUUUUAGAGCUUUUUCUAACUCAAGCUUCUACUACCUUAUGAAGCGUAUUCGAGAGGUACUAGUGGAACAGGUUGAGGUAUUGGGUUGCACAGCUACAGUGAACUUCUUUGAGAAGCAGAACGCGAUCUACCCGCCAACCACAAACCACGACGCAAUGUACAAACACUUAAAGAAAGUUACCGUUGAUUUGCUCGGUGAUAACCACUUUGCUAUAGCUCCACAGGUGAUGGGCGCUGAAGAUUUCGCCUUCUACUCAGAGAUCAUCCCGGCCACAUUCUACUUCAUUGGCAUAAGAAAUGAAGAGCUCGGAUCAGUCCACAUUGGUCAUUCACCACAUUUCAUGAUCGAUGAAGGCAGUUUACCGGUUGGCGCUGCAGUUCACGCGGCCGUGGCCGAGAGAUACUUAAAUGAGAAAUGUUCAUAAGAAUAAAGACAAUCAUCCCAAAACAUUUUCGGGUGCUUUUGAUUUAGAUAUUACAUAUAUUAUUAAUCCAUCUUUGCUUUCGAAUAUGUUUGUGAAAAUUAGGCUUUUUUGUUUUUCUUUCUUUUAAACGUGUAAACAGUAUAUAUAUAAUGUCGUGAUCUUUAUUAGUGUUAUGCAUUUCGGUCAAUUUUGUU
Messenger RNA from Eutrema salsugineum, 1659 nucleotides. RefSeq names its product IAA-amino acid hydrolase ILR1-like 6. Lineage: Eukaryota; Viridiplantae; Streptophyta; Magnoliopsida; Brassicales; Brassicaceae. Gene Ontology annotation, cellular component: endoplasmic reticulum. Gene Ontology annotation, biological process: auxin metabolic process; jasmonic acid metabolic process. The record is from RefSeq and is a predicted model, not a curated record. Bases 11 to 1465 code for a protein of 484 amino acids. The transcript has 5 exons. Gene Ontology annotation, molecular function: IAA-Ala conjugate hydrolase activity.